Dichomitus squalens LYAD-421 SS1 is the source of this 2586-nucleotide messenger RNA. RefSeq lists its product as uncharacterized. The transcript has 3 exons. Bases 106 to 1842 code for a protein of 578 amino acids. NCBI's taxonomy places the organism in Eukaryota, Fungi, Basidiomycota, Agaricomycetes, Polyporales, Polyporaceae. The record is from RefSeq and is a predicted model, not a curated record.
UCUUCCAGCACUUCAGUUCCUCAUCCUUCUGAGGCUGCUCGGGACCCCGUUUGGGGACAGUCACUCUCUUUUCUCCACGUUCUUUACGCUCUGGCUCUCGGCGCCAUGUUGGACGACUUCUCCGUCGACAAGCGUGAUCUGCAUCGUCGUGUCUCAGGGGGUGUCAAGCGGCUGAACAAGCGUUGGGUCUACACCCCUACUGCCAUUUUUACGCCCGCGCAGAGUCCUGCGACGACUUCGAGUAGUGUCGACAACCCGUUUACUGGGCUCUUUCCGCCCCCAAGCUCCAGUUCGAUCCCGGCCACGACCACCCAGCCAGCCCUCCCGACUGGCACUACGACAUCUAGCACGGCUGUGACCACAUCAGCAGCUACCACUACUACUACUAUUUCCUCGUCUACACUCUCGAGUACCACCUCCACCAGCUCCAGCUCAAGUACUUCGCCGACAGCCACGCUUGCCCCUACGACAAGUACCCCUACCAUUGUACUUCCUCAAACUGUUCAGGACGCGACAACUGAAGUCGAUAUCACUGUUACCCCGACACACUCGACGACUUCUGUCAGUGCGACAUCGUUGGCUGCAAGUCCAACGACUUCCACUACACCGAAGUCCGGUGUCAGUACCGGCGUCUUGAUUGGUGGCAUCAUAGCCAUCGUUGUUGCUGUGGCUGGCAUACUCUUCGCCGUCGUCUACUUCAUUCGCCGUUCCCGUAAAUCCAGUGAAGAGGACGACUUCAAUCCUGAUGCAUUCCGUCGUCAGUCCAUGAUGCUGCCAGAUACCGAUAGUAUAUCAGGUGCGAGCCGUGCGACGCCCUGGAGCCGUGGUGGCGCCCGACCUCCGACAAUGAUUGAACAGAAGCUGGCUCAUAACCCGGUUUCGUACGUGCCACCUGUGCCUCCUCACCCGUACACUUUCGGUGCCGCGUACAAUGAGUCAUCGUUCUCGCCUGGCCAGGUCUACACUCCCACGACGACGAAUUCGGCCAACCCUUUCUUCUCGCCUUACGACGAUCGCUCGCCUAUCGGUACUCCUGCGCCCUCUGAGGCCUAUGCUACUCGGAGCAAUACCGUCUCUCGUCAACCAUCUAUGGCGUCGACCACCGUCCUUUCACGUCAUUCGUCGAAUUCUGGGAAACCACUUCCUGACAUAGUCGCGGAUGAUUACGUUGACAUGAACCGCUCCAGUGUCACACCCUUCCAGGCAGCGCAGUACGCCGACAUCUCGCGCCGCUUAAACACGACGCCGCCACAGGGUCUUCCCUUGACCGAGGUCGAGGAGGAAUUUGAGCAGGCCCAGGAGAUCCCAGUUCUGCCGCAGAAGCACGUUGAGCCCCUCGAAUUCCAGCCUUCAUCUCUCGGCCUUGAUGGCGCGCAGCACCUGACCGUGCAGCCCACCCCACGCGAGAACGCCUUCCCAGAGUCGCCCUUCGCAGACCCCGAGAUGGCCGAGCAGCAGCGGCUCUCCCAGCGCGAUUCGACCGGCUCAAUCCUCCAGCCGCCCGAGCCCAUCUUCGACGCGGAUGCCCCGUCCCCCAAGGCCCGCAUCGCGUCUAUCCCGCCCAUGCUCCCCGAACUCACACUCCAGGACCGUCCGUUCUCGCCUGUGACGAUUGACUUCCCCAUCGCCCCAUCCUCCGUCCGCCCAUCGCCCUCGCCGUUUUCAACGAUGUUCACCGACAUCCCGUCCUCGCCGCCCAAGGUGCACUUCCCUGAGAAUGCGACCGAGCCUGCAACUCCUUCAGCCCCGGUUUUGCGCAUUGGAGCGGGCCAGUCAGCGGUAAAGCGGCCUGACACGGUCUAUACGCUCUAUGACGACGAGGAUGCGUACGCCGGCAUCUAAGCUGCUGAAUGCGCACCACUGUAUCAACACUCUACCCCUCUCCCUUUCGCGCCCUCGGUGCACGAUCCUGUGGCCGAUGCGGACGCGCUGUAUCAUCUCCCGUAUCAUCUCCAUAUCUCCUUUGCCUGUGUUGAACUGGGCGUAAUUAUGUGGCUGCGGGGCAGAACUGGAUUCUCUGGGCACACGCGAGCAUGCGCCUCGCUGCCUCUCUGUUCUGUCAUCGUUCAUCUGUGCUCUGCGGCGCGUCAGAUCGCCGCGUGUGCUUUGUGCUCGCCUACUGUGCUGACGUUGACACGUUUCUUGCUGGCCGCUCUUGACGAGGUCAAGAAUUUACCUACAUACUAGCCACCCUCCGGCGUCGCAGCAAUGCGACUAUCUACUCCCAUCUGUUUUCUGUGGUUUUCUUAAGGUCUUGUAUAGCUUUUUCCCGGUGCACUCCGCACCCGCGUUCGCUCCUUUGUGACUUACAUCCAUUUGCUGUACUUCACCUUUUCUGCGGGCGGAGAUUCUCAGGUUGAUUGUGCGGUGUUGUUUGUUGCUUCAUGAUGUUGACAUGUAUACGAUGGCAGGUCCCCGAGUAGACUGUGAGGGGCCGCCUGCACACUGGAUAACGAGCCGCUUCAAACUCGUCGAUACCCGGUUUUCAGAUAUGUUACCACUUUCCACGUUUUGUGUUAUGUUGUUUGUUGCUCGAUGAUAGUGCUUGCACCUACUAAACAAGAUGCGCAAUGACGAAUGUUUGUU